Drosophila albomicans is the source of this 1015-nucleotide messenger RNA. RefSeq lists its product as uncharacterized. The record is from RefSeq and is a predicted model, not a curated record. The coding region runs from base 227 to 817 and encodes 196 amino acids. NCBI's taxonomy places the organism in Eukaryota, Metazoa, Arthropoda, Insecta, Diptera, Drosophilidae. The transcript has a single exon.
CUCAUUCACUCAGAGCAAGUUCAGCAAUUCGGUCUAGAAUAUCGAGAGAAAAAAUAUUAAAAGUUAAAAUUGAACGUACUUAUUUUGCUUUUUUCAACCUUUCGCGACUUUCUUGUGAUAAAUUCUCAUUGAAAACAAAGCGUAAACGUUUCACGUUCAUUUACAUUCGGUCAAACGCGACUUUCCCCAAGUAUUUCGAGUGAUUUUCUAAAGUCUUCGCGCAAUCAUGUCGGACCAUGCAGCUGUCUCUGGUGUGCUGAACGCUCUGCUCUGCGGCGUCACUGGCUAUGGAUUCUAUGCGCUGGGUCCCCAACAGCAUCCGUAUGCAUUCACCGCCUGCGUCAUUGGCUUCUGUCACGGACUCUUGGGCAUCGUCGAGUGUUGUUCUGGCGACUCGAAUGUGACGAGUGCGAAGGAGACAACGAACAGCAUUAUGGAAAUUGUGCCACUGCCGUUGGUCAAUAUUGAACUCUUCUUUGGCGGCGAAGGCAACAACAUUGCCUUAGGUCAUGGCCUUUUCAUUGUGCCCAUGGCUAUUUCGGCGAUCGUUGCUCUGGUGAAGGGCAGCGAGGAGGGCGACGAGACAAUGGAAACCCUCAAGCUGCUUACCAUAUUGGGCAACAUCACGUCCCUUUGCUAUCUGGCCGUCAACGAGGGCAGCUGGGUGAUGGGCGGCAUGGCUGCCUUGGCUUUCAUGUCCAAGUAUGGCGCCGAGUUCUUGGAGCAGCAGCUCGAGGGCAGCGGCGAGCCAAUCAAGUAUCUCAGCUGGUCGGGAUUCUAUUUCCUAACCACCUUGGCUGUCGGUGGCGAAAAAUAGUUCAUCGAAGUUGCCCUACCUCUCUCUUGAUAGCAAAUUCUCAAAUGUGUGAACUCAUCAUUGGAUCACGUGACGAUGAUCAAAGCAGCAAGGACGUGAACCCUCAACCGGAAAUGAAACUGAUUACUCGAAUUACUCUAUGCGAUGAAAAAAACCCUCAACUUUAAAUUAACCAUUAAAAAAAUCAUUCGUUGUUAA